UUCAAACUUGAUUCUUUGCACACAAUGGCACCACUGCUUGCUGCUAUUUCUUCGAGCAUGACCACCUUUGCAUGUCGUGCAUGGCCACCUUUGCAUGGGAACUAAACUUAACAAAACUUGACUUAUGUCUUGAGCUUGAAGAAUUACCGAAGAAGAUUGAAAAAUUGGUGAAUCUUACCCAUAUUGGGUGUGAAGGUUGUAUUAGUUUAACUCAGAUGCCACGUGGAAUAGGAAACCUGAGUUCCCUUGAAACGUUAAGCAUGUUUGUAGUGGAUAAAUAUGGUUUCCAUGGCAGUGCAGAUCUAAGUGAAUUGAGUGCGCUUAACAACUUAAGGGGAGAGCUAACAAUAACAAAUUUGGGAUUCGUAAAAAAUUCAAAAGAGAUGUUUAGGGCUGCUAAUUUGAAAGAGAAGAAACAUUUGAGAUCGUUGGUUUUAGUAUGGAAUGAUGAUGAUGAUGAUGAUGAUGAUGAUGAUGAUGAUGAUGAUGAUGAUGAUGAUGAUGAUGACGACGACAAGUUACUUGAAGACCUCCGGCCCCAUCCUAAUCUCAAGGAGCUCCGUAUCGAUGGAUGGAAGGGUGAUGCCAAGUUUCCGAGUUGGCUUUCUUUGCUCACGAAUCUCGUUAAUAUUGAAAUAUGGGGCCCUAGUAAAUUCAAAUAUCUACCGUCCUUUGCUCAAUUACCUUGUCUUCAACAGUUGGAUAUAUUUUAUUUAACUGAGCUCGAGUACAUGGAUGAUAAUGGCCCCAAUGGAAGACAAGGAAACACAGAACCAUUCUUCCCGUUGCUUAAGGUUCUCAAAAUCUGGCGCUGCCCAAAUAUGAAGAGUUGGUGGAGGACAACAGAAGCAAUUGGUGAUGAUUCCAACGAGGACGACACAACAGUUAUAGGAACAUCAACCAUGGCAUUUCCUUGCCUUUCCUCUUUAGAAAUUGAAGAUUGCCCUUUGACUUCAAUGCCGUUGUAUCCUUCACUCGAUAAUGAGCUAAAGCUGGUGAAAACCAGUUCUAGGACGUUAAAGCAAACCCUUAAGAUGAACAUCACCAGUAUAACACCAUCAGGUUCAAUCUCUUCUCUUCCUCUCUCCAAAUUGAAAUCUUUCCAUGUAGACUACAUUGAGGGAUUGGACACUCACAUGCUAGAUAAGUCCUUGCAACAUUUCACCGGCCUCAAAAAAUUAACAAUAGGAGAUUGCAAGGAGGUUGAUUUCGAGGGCAUGAAAUGGGAACUCCUUAAGAAUCUCUCUCAUUUGGAGAUUAAUAAUAAUCCGCAGCUGGUGUCUCUCCCCUUUUGGCUUCAACAUCUUGUUCAAUUGAAAGGAUUAACAGUAGGAGAUUGCAAGGAGGUUGAUUUAGAGGGCAUGCAAUGGGAAGCCCUUAAGAAUCUCUCUCGUUUGGAGAUUAAGAAUAUUCCAAAGCUGGUGUCUCUCCCCAUUGGGCUUCAACAUCUUGUUCAAUUGGAAACAUUAGAAAUCCGUAAUUGCAGUGGAUUGAGGUCACUCUUUCCUGUGUUCCAACAUCUCACUUCCCUUGAAGAAUUACGAGUAAGUCACUGCGAGGAGCUGGAGCUAUCAGCAGCAGGCUUCCAAAUAUUCCAAGAUCAUACAAGCCUACGCUAUCUAAGGCUGGAAAAGAUUCCAAAGUGUCGGCAUCUUCCGGAGUGGCUUCAACAUCUAACAAAUCUGCGACGUCUUUAUCUCAUUGAUUUGCCCAAUUUAACAUCGCUUCCGGACGAGAUGCGUUGCCUAACCAAAUUGGAAAGGUUAGAUAUAUCUGAAGUUCCUCAGUUGGAGGAAAGAUGUCAGAAGGACGUUGGCGCUGAUUGGCAUAAGAUUGCUCACAUCCCACGCAUUUGUUGGGAAUAGGUUGUCAUCGGAAGGACCUUAUUUGCUCACAUCCGGGGAUUCGGUUGUAAUCAGAUCUUUAAAGGUACCCAAUAGACAUUGAUGUGGAGAGGCCUAUGAAGCUUGCACGCUGCCCUUCAAAAUGGUUGUACUAUAUGCUCUGUAAGCCAUUGGAGAGUAGUCUGGGGAAAGAUAUUUGUCAACUUCAAUAAUUUAUAUGCAUAAAAAGAGGUAGCCAAAGGACAUUGAUGUGGAGACGCCUAAGAAAAGCUUGCAUGCUACCCUUCAACACGAGCAUAGCAUACACUACAAGAAGCAGAGACCAUACUUUCUACUACGAUUACUUUAUCUGUCAAAAUAUUCCAACAAAACAAAAAUGAUGAUGAUGGUGAUGCCCUAUGUUUUGCCCUUUCGUAAAACUUGCACUGGAAAAUCACAAUGGCUUUGUGGUUAGCCACCAUUCUUGCACAUACUAUAAAGUUCUAUUUAGUAACUGUUCAUUGUUGCUAUAUAGAGAAAAUUGAUGGGCUAGAAAUCUAGAAUCCACCUUGGAGACCUUGAUAUCCUUAGCUCGCUAAGACACCCUGCCAUUACCUAAGUUCUUCCUUUCUUUCUUUGGAGGAUUGCAAUGUCUCAUCGCAUUGAGAUUCCAGAAGAAAUGCUUAUGUAAAUCUUGGUUGAUCCUGGAGGUUAUAUAUAUAGAUGAUUUGUUUUGUGGGUGAUGUGUGUACUUAAAGGAACACUUAGUGAGGGAAUAUUAUUUGAGCGCCACCUUCUGAAUGUUGAUUUUCACUUCCAUAACUAAAGUAAGUUGAAAGAGUGUUUACUUAAUUGUACAAAGGUGAGGUUGCACCAAGUUUGGAGGGUUGUGCAUAAAUCAUUUCUUUGUACUGUGAAGUUUAUAGUGAAUUCAUCUCUGGGCAAGGCCCCGCAGACGUAGGACAAGUUCCGAACUGCGUAAACAUC
Messenger RNA from Gossypium raimondii (Peruvian cotton), 2810 nucleotides. Its product is annotated as putative disease resistance protein RGA4. The record is from RefSeq and is a predicted model, not a curated record. The transcript has 7 exons. Lineage: Eukaryota; Viridiplantae; Streptophyta; Magnoliopsida; Malvales; Malvaceae. Bases 72 to 1865 code for a protein of 597 amino acids.